AACCCAUAAACAAUGCAUCCAGAUUCCUCAACACUACAUGUGAAUAAAGCCCCCCCCCCCAAAAUCAACAUGUCCUCAGCUAGCUAUAUCCAAGCAAAGAAUCAUUCUUCUCACUUCUACCCAACCUCCACUGAUCAUCACAGCCAUGGCUAUACAGUACAUCUUCACGGCCACCCUCUCCCUCUGCCUCUUAAGCUUCGCCUUAAUCCCACCAAGUUGGAGCCUCCACGUGAACACAUGCCGAUCAUAUUGUGGAAACUUAACCAUAGACUACCCAUUCGCGCUACAGUAUGGCUGCGGCCACCCGGGCUUCCGAGACCUCCUCUUUUGCAUGAACGACGUACUCAUGUUCCACAUAACCUCCGGCUCCUACCGCGUCCUAGAAAUAGACUACGCUUAUCAAGCACUUACCCUGCACGACCCUCACAUGUCAACCUGCGACACCAUUGUUCUAGGCGGCAAAGGCAACGGCUUCACCGUCGAGCCCUGGCGCUCGCCUUACAUGAACCCGAUCUCCGACAACGUGUUCAUGCUAAUAGGCUGCUCAGCUCGGUCCCCGCUCUUCCAAGGCUUCCCCGGAAAGCACUUGCCAUGUCGCAACGUUUCCGGCAUGAGCUGCGAGGACUACUAUAGGUGCCCGGCGUGGGACUUGUUGGGUCACAGAGCGGCGGGGUCCAUGUACGGCUCCAACCCACCGGAAUGCUGUGCGGUGCCGUUCGAGGCGAUCAAGGCUAUAAACCUCACCAAGCUCGAGUGUGAAGGGUACACCAGCGCUUUUAGCCUCGCGCCAUUGAAGGUAGAUGGGCCUGGUGGAUGGGCCUAUGGCAUACGUGUAAAAUACUCGGUCCAGGGGAACGAUGAUUUCUGUAGCUCUUGUGAGGCCACCGGUGGCACGUGCGGGUUUGGUACGGAUGGGAUUCGCCAGGUGUGCAUGUGUGGCAGCUUGAAUUCCACGUCAAAUUGCGACUCAGUCAAGUCAUCAUCAAGCAGAAGAACAUGGUCUAUGGUGGACGCAUUAGCAGGACUUUUUAUGGGCAUGUUAGUAUGGGUGACAGCCAAUCAAAAUUGAAGUAGAGGUCCAACGUCACCAUCUUAUAUAUAUGUAUCUCCCAUCUCCCAUCUCCCAUCUCAUGUAAUUAAUGUCAUUUUUACACAUAUAUGCAAGUCUUGCACACACACAUCACACAUGAGAGAGAGGAGAGAGGGAGAGAUGUAAGCAUAUUUGUAGAUUUUUUUUUUUUUUUUUUUUUUUUUUUUUUUUAAGUUCUAAAUUUUUGAGCUUGAGUUUAACAGGGUGAGGGAUUAUUUGGAAGUCCUUGUAUUUUGGUGCAAGAUUUUAAGUACAUUAUCAAGACCAUAUCGGAAAAAAAUUAGCUACAAAUUGAUUU
Molecule: messenger RNA, 1388 nt
Organism: Alnus glutinosa
Lineage: Eukaryota; Viridiplantae; Streptophyta; Magnoliopsida; Fagales; Betulaceae
Exons: 3
Coding region: 146-1069 (307 amino acids)
Molecular function (GO): polysaccharide binding
Source: RefSeq, a predicted model, not a curated record